GUAGAUGAACGAGAUGUAGUUGAAUAUUAUGAAAAGAAUGUGUUCUGGACGGUUGACUUUCGCUCCGACUUUGCAAGAGUUGCUAGAAUACUCACUGGAAACGCUAUAGGUUUAGCUUUAGGAGGUGGUGGUGCAAGAGGUGCAGCUCAUGUAGGAGUCUUACGAGCCCUAAGGGAAAGGGGCAUUCCUGUGGACAUUAUUGGUGGUACAUCAAUUGGCGCUCUCGUGGGAGGAGUUUACGCAGGUACACCCGACGAGAGAGUCGAAGAACGUGCGAGUGUUUGGUUUGGGACGAUGACGAGCCUUUGGCGCAAAAUUUUGGAUUUAACAUAUGCGCAUUCGGCCAUGUUUACGGGUGCUCAGCUAAACAAGUGUUUGCGAGAUCUUUUUGGUGAACAAGACAUAGAAAAUCUUUGGAUGCCAUACUUCUGCAUCAGCACAGAUAUUACAACUUCUGAGAUGCGAGUGCACCGUAGUGGACCACUGUGGGCAUACUGUAGAGCGUCAAUGUCACUCGCAGGCUAUCUUCCACCGAUGUGUGAUCCCCAGGAUGGUCAUCUGCUUUUGGAUGGCGGAUAUGUCAACAAUCUUCCUGCCGAUGUGAUGAAAUCGAUGGGUGCAAAAUGCGUAAUUGCGGUAGAUGUCGGUUCUUCUGAAGAAACGAAUCUGUACAACUAUGGUGAUUGUCUCAGUGGAUUAUGGGUCCUUUGGCAGCGUUUAAAUCCAUGGGCUGAACCUGUGAGAAUCUUGAAUAUGGAGGAAAUACAGACUCGGUUGGCAUAUGUAUCAUGCGUUCGACAGUUGGAACUUGUAAAGAAAGCACCAUACUGUAGCUACUUCCGACCAGCUAUUGAUCCAUUUAAAACGCUGGAGUUCAACAAGUUUGGGGAGAUUUUGGAAAUUGGUCAUGAAUACGCUAAAGGAAAGAUUGAGGAACUCAUGGAAUCUCCAACAUUUAGCAACUUGUUAAUGGGUGAUGCUCAACAAACUCGAUUUCAUCGUCAGCUUAGCAGAACCAAUAAGCGUCCUAAUCUGGAACGUUCAACGUCAUUUACGGAUCUGGCAGCUGCACUAUCGAAAAUUCCUAGCGUUCGGCCAGUGUUACGACAUUCGUUGAGCGCAUACGACCCGACAGAUGAAGUCUUUGAAGAUAUCGAUUUUUGGGAUCGUAGGUUUUUCCUACUUAUUUGUGUUUCUGCAUCAUCUUUCUGUAAUGGUGGAUGA
This is a messenger RNA of Strongylus vulgaris, 1224 nucleotides long. The record is from the annotation of a GenBank genome assembly. NCBI's taxonomy places the organism in Eukaryota, Metazoa, Nematoda, Chromadorea, Rhabditida, Strongylidae.